UUUCACCAAUUUGUUUAAAGUUUAUUUUAAUUACCAAAAAUAAUUCAACUAUCCAAUUACUAUAAGUCUAAACAAUAAGAAUCACAUCACUUUAAACAACAUGGCAUGGAUGGGUCUAGGAGUGAUUGCUUCCGGUUUCGUUUUGCAGCGAUUACUGGGCGGCGAGACAGCCCCCAAUAAAGUAAUAGAAAUAAAAAGUGAAUCAUUGGGUACACUACAAGUACUGGCACGUGAUGAUGCUAUGGUAUUAUUUGCUCCACCCUUUAAUACAAACGAAAAGAAGGCUUUUUAUGAAAUCGUUCUACAGCGUCCAUGUACCGACUCGAAUACUACAUCCUUCAGUUUAUAUCGUUCAACCACGCAAACUGAGGCAGAGGAAAAAUUUAAUACUUUUAUUCAUCGAUUGCCAAUAUUUGUUAGCAUUGUUAAGGAAUUUUACAAUAUUAAUGGCUUGCAAAAAGUUUGUGAUAUUCUUACGGAGAAUCCUGCAUGGUCCUUAACGCAUUUAGUUGCUUAUUUCAAUAUGGUGGAUUACAUUAGUAAUCCUAAAGUUCUUCAAUUUAUCGAUUAUGCUGAUCACGCAAAUCUCAUGUCACCAUUUCAGUUAGCUGUUAAAUGUGGCAAUGUCGAAAUGGUUAAAAUUCUUCUACCACUUUGCAAAAUCGAACAUUUGGAUAACAAUAGCAACUCAGUUUUUCACUACGCAGCAAGUACUACCAAGGAGAUAAUAAAUAUAUUAAGUGAAAAGAGCACUGUAAAUCUCAAUCAUCUUAAUUCUGAUGGUUAUACGCCAUUACAUUUGGCUUGUCUAUCUGAUAAACCAGACUGCGUUGAGGCUUUGCUACUAGCAGGUGCUGAUGUUAAUAUAAGCGCUAGUAAUGUUAGUAAGAUUUACAACACAUCAGCCCCAACUUCAGUUGCCGGUUUUCUUCGUAACAACACGAAUAAAUUAUAUAAACAAGACAUGAAAUAUGGUGGUACACCUUUGCACUGGUGUUCAUCACGUGAAACACUACAAGCACUUAUCAAUAGUGGUUGUGAUGUAAAUGCAGCCAAUUUUGAUGGACGCACUGCUUUACAUGUCAUGGUGGAACGAAAUCGUUUUGAAUGCGUAGUAACGCUGUUGGCACAUGAUGCUGAAAUCGAUGUUUUUGACAAGCACGGUCAAACUCCGUUACAUAUUGCCAUUCAAAAGAAAUUUGUACCGAUUGUUGAAUGUCUUGUGGUCUUUGGAUGUGACAUUAAUAUUAGAAAUAAAGAUGGUAACAGCCCAAGGCAUAUGGUGGGUACUGAAGCUAAUGGCAGCAAAUCGGAUGAAAUUCUCUAUAUAUUGCAUUCUGUAGGCGCUAAACGUUGUUCAUCUUCAAAUACUAAGUGCCCAACUGGUUGUAAUGCAAAGGGUACCUAUAAUGGUAUACCACCAGAGGCACCAGAAUCAGUUGAACAGAGAGAACACAUU
This is a messenger RNA of Teleopsis dalmanni, 1459 nucleotides long. Its product is annotated as 85/88 kDa calcium-independent phospholipase A2-like. The record is from RefSeq and is a predicted model, not a curated record. The transcript is spliced from 7 exons. Lineage: Eukaryota; Metazoa; Arthropoda; Insecta; Diptera; Diopsidae. Gene Ontology annotation, molecular function: protein binding. The annotation marks the transcript as partial. Gene Ontology annotation, biological process: positive regulation of ceramide biosynthetic process. Gene Ontology annotation, cellular component: mitochondrion.